GCCAGGCAGAAAAAGGGGCUGGAAAAGUGGGGCGCCUUUCCCUUUAAGAGGACGAGUUCCCACAACUUGACGUCAGGGUGUUUCUGCACCGCAGCCGGGAUCUGAUAACCCGUCGGGGAAGGUGGAGGGAGGGGGGGCGGCCGAGAGGAGGCAGCGAGGGCGACCGAGCAAGAGGCAGGAGAGGGCAAGAAGCAUCCCCGGCCGCCUACCUUCCUGCGCGCCCGCCCGCCCAGCAGUGUCCACGGCCGUCCACCUUCCUCAACAACCAUGUCCGUGGCGGGCUUGAAGAAGCAGUUCCACAAAGCGACGCAGAAAGUGAGUGAAAAAGUUGGUGGAGCGGAAGGAACUAAGCUAGAUGAAGACUUCAAAGAAAUGGAAAGGAAAGUGGAUGUCACCAGUAGGGCCGUGAUGGAAAUAAUGACGAAGACAAUUGAAUAUCUUCAACCCAAUCCGGCCUCCAGAGCCAAACUCAGCAUGCUCAACACCAUGUCUAAAAUUAGAGGCCAAGAAAAAGGACCCGGUUAUCCUCAGGCUGAAGCCCUGCUUGCAGAUGCCAUGCUAAAAUUUGGGAGAGAACUCGGAGAAGAGUGCAAUUUUGGCCCAGCUUUAGGUGAUGUUGGAGAAGCAAUGAGGGAUCUGUCUGAGGUGAAGGAUGCUUUGGAUAUUAAUGUGAAGCAGAAUUUCAUUGAUCCAUUGCAAAAUCUCCAUGACAAAGAUCUGAGGGAAAUACAGGUGGCGUGGCUAUGGAUCAGCCGUGUUGUCGAGCUCUGUAUGACUUUGACCCUGAAAAUGAAGGAGAGCUCGGUUUUAAAGAAGGCGAUGUCAUCACCCUCACUAACCAGAUUGAUGAUAACUGGUACGAAGGCAUGAUUCAUGGGCAGUCUGGCUUCUUCCCCAUCAAUUAUGUGGAAAUUCUUGUUCCUUUGCCUCAUUAGGGUAGCCCAUCCAUCCUAUCAAAAUUACUGUUUCUCCUAAAUAAUAAUAUUUUUAAAAAAGUAAUUUGUUGGUACCACUGCUUUUGAAAAAAAUUAAGAAAAUCAAUAAAUGAAAUGGCUGCUUAUUCCACAUCACAACUGUAAACUGCAUUGGCCCCACAGAUAAUAUUUGAUUUUUUGUGUCACCUUGCUGCAGAGUAGUGAUGUGUGAUAUUUUCUUAAGGCCGGACACGUGGGAUGUCCAGGUUACUACAGAGAUGUCUAUGCACUGUUGGGAUGAGAGGAUGUGGCAAUUAAUGGUGCAGGUCUUAGUAUUAUGGAAAGAAAGCAGCUGAGUGAUUGGGUAAGAUAAAGCAUAUUGACAUUCUAUCAUUAUUUUCUUCUCUUUCUACAAAGAAGAGGAAGGGGGGGAAACCACAUCCUUGGACAUUCCAUCUUUCCCUAUCCAAACAGCGGGGACACAUCAGCCACUCACUGCGCUGUAUUUGCUAUAUUCCAGGUGUGGCAGAAGGUAUCUAAGGAAUCUAUUAGUAGAUUUUGUAUGUGUGGACAAUUGUGUUUUAAUUCACAAUUGUUUAACACUAGCAACAACAACAGCAAAAUUCUGCCUAAAAUUGCUGACGUGAGGAGAAUUAAGGGUACCCAGCUGUCAUUUUAAAGCGAAAGGGUCCUACCGACUGCUAGUGCUCAGAACAAAUUAUUUUGCUUAGUGUGCUCAGAGGCUCCUUGUUUUGUUUUUUUU
Messenger RNA from Thamnophis sirtalis, 1677 nucleotides. The record is from RefSeq and is a predicted model, not a curated record. NCBI's taxonomy places the organism in Eukaryota, Metazoa, Chordata, Lepidosauria, Squamata, Natricidae.